Messenger RNA from Brenthis ino (lesser marbled fritillary), 567 nucleotides. Lineage: Eukaryota; Metazoa; Arthropoda; Insecta; Lepidoptera; Nymphalidae. The record is from the annotation of a GenBank genome assembly.
AUGAAAAAAACUGGAACAGACCCUAAAGUUAAAAAAACACUUGUUCGAAAUUAUGAGAAAAAAAUACGUAUAGAACGUAAAGGAGUCCACGAUGUUGAUGCGGGUCCAUCUAAAUUAAAUAAAAACCCACAUAAACCUUUAACACAAAGAGACAUUAAUCUCGAUGAGCCUACAUUAUGCUCCAGCGAAGUUUUAGCAAGCUAUUUAUCAGACGUUCGAAAAAGUGUACCACCUCCACUUUCUCCUGAUGAUUUAAAUAUAAAUAAGUCUCAUAUUAAUGCUAAGAUAACCAAAAAGCUGAAUUUCCAUUUCAAUGAUAGAAUAUACAAAAAUUUAGUAGAACUUAAUGCGGAUAUUACUAAUUUACAAGACAAACAGGACAAAAAAAAUACUAAAAACAGAAUACCUCUUAAAAAAGAUCUCGAACCACGUAUAGAAGAUUUUUGUCAAGAAGAAAAAGAACCAGAUGUAUGCCCUAAUGUUCCAAUUUUAAAAAGAAAUAUAACAUUAUUAAAAGGAGUAGAAGAUGGGAGAUUGCACAGACUCAUUGCUUCUUUUGAAAAACUA